This is a messenger RNA of Zea mays, 2860 nucleotides long. Its product is annotated as ankyrin repeat-containing protein At5g02620. The transcript is spliced from 4 exons. Gene Ontology annotation, molecular function: protein binding. Gene Ontology annotation, cellular component: plasma membrane. The record is from RefSeq and is a predicted model, not a curated record. Lineage: Eukaryota; Viridiplantae; Streptophyta; Magnoliopsida; Poales; Poaceae. The coding region runs from base 808 to 2496 and encodes 562 amino acids.
UUCUCCAACGAAAUUAGCACUUAAAAACAACAAACUGCAGAGGCUGACUGACAAAACCAGCUUGACAGCAAAGUACUGCGAAGAGAUAUAGAAGUAAUGCAAAAAGUUUGCCUUUUUAACGCAAGGAAGAGCCGAAGGAGGAGGUAGCAAAGUCGCACAAUUAUUCCGUCACGGGUGAAAAUAGAAAAAUCAGGUGCCGGAGACUACCGAACGUGUGCUCGCUUCCUUCAGCCGUCGUCGUCCUCGUCUCCUCGAUGAUAAGAAGGGGAGGUGGAUCACUCGAACCUAAUAAGUGAGCUUCCAGGCCGGGGAGAGGGACUGGCCGGCGGACCGCCGAUGGAAAACUUUGGAGGCUCCUAACUUCCAAGAUACCAACUAGCUCCCAGCCUCCCACCGUCUUCUUUCCACCCUUGGCUGAUGCUAGGGAGAUGGGAUUUUUGGAGCUCUAAGACAAAUAGUUCUGCUCCUUGCGCCCUGCGUGUUCUUGAUCUGGCCUCUAAGUUUGUUGGCUGUUUUCUCGUGUUUGAGGUGAUAUCUCGAUUCUAAAAAGCUACCAGAUUUCUUCUCCCUGUUUGUAUGGACAAAUUUGGGAAUGAACCCUAGUCUGUGUGCAAAGCAGCCAAAUUGGUGUUCUUGCGGAUCAAAGCUAAAGCUGCAGCAGUUGGUGAGGAUACAAGAGAUGCAGGGAGAAACAAGAGAAGGGCUUGUUAGAUUCUGCAGAGACACUCUUAUUGGUUGAUAUUUUUUCCAUCAACUCCGGCCAGAUUUGCGGAACCUCGCAAUUUUAGGAGCCAUUUGAUCUUGGACAUGGAGAAGCAACCCAGCGUGCGACAUGGUGCCCUAGAGAAACUGAAGAGCUUCCGGGGGAUGGAGAAGCAGAGAAGCUUCAAGUUCUUGUCCAUGGAGAAGCAGCAGAGCUUCAAAAGGAACAAGGACAGCCCUGGGAAGCGGGGUGACACCGCGCUCCACCUCGCGGCGAGAGCUGGCAGUGUCGCACAUGUUCAGAAGAUCCUUGCGGAGUGUGAUCCAGAACUGGUGGUGGAGUUAGCUGGCCGCACGAAUCAAGACGGCGAGACUGCGUUGUAUGUGUCUGCUGAGAAAGGGCAUGUUGAGGUUGUGUGUGAGAUUUUGAAGGCUUCGGAUGUGCAGUCAGCCGGGAUCAAGGCCAGUAACAGCUUCGAUGCAUUCCAUAUUGCGGCAAAGCAGGGCCAUUUGGAUGUCUUGAAGGAGCUGUUACAGGCCUUUCCCUCAUUAGCAAUGACAACAAAUUCUGUAAAUGCCACAGCUUUGGACACUGCUGCAACUCAGGGCCACGUUGACAUUGUUAAUCUUCUGCUAGAAACAGAUGCAAGCCUUGCUAGGAUUGCAAGAAAUAAUGGCAAGACAGUUUUGCAUUCAGCAGCAAGAAUGGGCCAUGUGGAGGUGGUCACUGCACUGUUAAAUAAGGACCCGGGGAUUGGGUUUAGAACAGAUAAGAAGGGACAAACAGCUCUACACAUGGCUUCGAAAGGCCAAAAUGCAGAAAUUCUGCUUGAGUUGUUGAAGCCUGAUAUCUCAGUUAUCCAUGUGGAGGACAGCAAGGGGAAUAGACCAUUGCAUGUUGCAACUCGGAAGGGAAACACCAUUAUGGUUCAGACCCUAAUAUCAGUUGAGGGGAUUGAAAUCAAUGCGGUUAAUAGAGCUGGAGAGACUGCUUUUGCUAUUGCAGAUAAACAAGGUAAUGAAGAGCUCGUCAACAUCCUGAGAGAGGUCGGUGGAGGAACUGCAAAAGAGCAAGUAAAUCCUCCUAAUCCAGCAAAGCAGCUUAAGCAGACAGUCAGCGAUAUCAGGCAUGAUGUUCAAUCACAGAUGAAGCAAACACGCCAGACCAAGAUGCAAUUCCAAAAAAUCAAGAAGAGGAUUCAGAAGCUCCACAUUGGUGGGCUAAACAAUGCCAUCAACUCCAACACUGUUGUUGCGGUGCUUAUUGCCACCGUUGCCUUUGCUGCCAUAUUCCAACUCCCCGGUAAUUUUCUGGAGGACAUGACUCAAGCACCUGACCCAGACAUGACCUUGGGGCAAGCAUUGAUAGCCAGUGAUCCAGCCUUUAUAAUCUUCUUGGUUUUCGAUGCUUUGGCUCUCUUUAUCUCGCUUGCUGUCGUAGUAGUCCAGACAUCUCUAAUUGUUGUUGAACAGAAGGCCAAGAAGAAGAUGGUCUUUGUGAUAAACAAGUUGAUGUGGCUCGCAUGCCUCUGCAUCUCGGCAGCCUUCAUAGCGCUAACCUACGUUGUCGUGGGUCGAGACGACGAGUGGCUGGCCUGGUGUACUAUGGCAAUUGGCACUGUUACCAUGGUGGCCACUGUCGGUUCCAUGUGCUACUGCGUUGUCGCUCACAGGAUGGAAGAGAAGAGCUUGAGGAAGAUCAGGAGGACCUCCAUGAGCCAGUCAUGGUCCAUAUCAAUUGACUCGGAAGCAGAGCUGAUGAACAGUGAGUACAAGAAGAUGUAUGCCCUUUAGGAUGAUGUCUGUUCUUGUCGGCUGAGUCUUGUAUAUAUUGGUACCCAUUUGCCUGAGACCAGUCCAUGGCAUUGAGUGGGAUUGACUCAAUCAGAACUAUAUUUAGUCCUAGAACAUGGCACCUGUAUGUAACUGUAGUCUUGCAGCCUCCAGACAUGAACAUAGGGGUGAAGUCUAGGUGAUAGGUGUAGUCACUUUUUUUGUUGGCAAAAUACAAAUAUUGCCAAGCAUGAUGUCCCUAUAUCAUGUUUUGUGUGGGUGUGGAUGGCAGUGAAAAAUGAAAAUCAUUAGAUUGUAUCUGUAUGGUAGAAUAGUAUGGAAUAAGUUGUCUUUAUGUCAAAAUUUGUGUGGUCGUGGAUGCUCU